Molecule: messenger RNA, 1368 nt
Organism: Uloborus diversus
Lineage: Eukaryota; Metazoa; Arthropoda; Arachnida; Araneae; Uloboridae
Product: synaptosomal-associated protein 25-like
Exons: 7
Coding region: 1-615 (204 amino acids)
Biological process (GO): exocytosis; synaptic vesicle fusion to presynaptic active zone membrane; synaptic vesicle priming
Cellular component (GO): SNARE complex; plasma membrane
Molecular function (GO): SNAP receptor activity; syntaxin binding
Source: RefSeq, a predicted model, not a curated record
AUGUCGGACAACGCAUCAGAGCUUGAAAUUCUUCAAAUGAAAGCAAAUCAGAUCACAGAUGAUUCUCUGGAAAGCACAAGGCGAAUGAUUCAACUUGCUGAAGAAAGCAAAGACACGGGAAUUCAAACUAUAGUGGCUCUUGAUGAGCAAGGAGAACAAUUGGAUAGAAUCGAAGAAGACAUGGAUGCAAUUCAUUCUGACAUGCGAGAAGCUGAAAAAAAUUUGACUGGUAUGGAAAAAUGUUGCGGAGUCUGUAUCUGUCCAUGUGCAAAAUCAGCAGAGUUCAAGGAUGAUAAUCGAGCUUGGCGAAACAAUGAAGAUGGAAAAAUUGUCAAUGCUCAACCCACUAGAGUAGUUGAUAACAGAAAUGGUGCUGGUCCUGUAACUGGAGGAUAUGUGCAGAGAAUUACAAAUGAUGCUCGGGAAGAUGAAAUGGAAGAAAAUAUGCAACAAGUGAGCUCGAUAAUUGGAAAUCUGAAAAACAUGGCCAUUGAUAUGGGUAGUGAAAUUGAUUCUCAGAAUACCCAGAUUGACCGAAUAAAUAAAAAGGCAUUGUCAAACGAAACUCACAUUGUCAAUGCAAAUGAAAGGGCUUCCAAGCUUUUGAAGAAUUAAUGUCACAAGCUCCAAAUUACAAGUGGCAUUAGGUGAAGUAGAUUCCGUUGUUUUGAUGGUGAUCUGGUACUUACAAUGUCGUGUAAGGGUCAAACAUAUCGUUUUUGCUUGUAUUCAGAGGGUAGAUUUUUUCUUGUUGAUUAUUCCUUAAAUCUAGCAAAUGUGUCAAAAUAAUUCUAUCUUCUGAGCACAAUGUUUGAUAAUUUGCAACUACCCAUUUGAAUUCUUUCAACUACUAAACCAAUCACUAAAGCUGAGCUUAAUCAUUUGAACACAAUUAGCAUUAUUGUAACAAUCUGCAUUUCAUUCAACAAUUUUCAAGUAUAGAUUUCAAAACAAUUCAUUAAUAUGUAGGUGUGUUUUGAAGCAUUCACCCAGCUCUGUUCUUACCGGUGGCAAGAUUUUUCUCAUUGCUGCUCAUUAGUGGAAUAUUUUGAUUUUUAAAGUCACAUUUUGUUAUCAAAUGGAGGUCUUUGGAUGGAAAUGUGUCAUUUCAAUUAAAUGUGGUACCUCCUGUUCCUCUUUAUCUGUCUUUACCUUUGUUUGUGAUGCGUUGUCAUUAUGAUACUGUUACGUGUAUUUCAGUUUUAAAUGGAUUUAUCAUUGUUUGCGACAUAAUUUAUUGCAGUUAUGUUUGGUUAUACAGUUUGGUGUUAAAUAUAUCCUCUGUGUUGUUUCUGCAAUAUGUGUUGAAUUUUGUUGAUGAGGAUGGAGUUGAGUAUACCUUCGUUGCCAGAAUCUGUUUUAUAUUAA